Molecule: messenger RNA, 2416 nt
Organism: Habropoda laboriosa
Lineage: Eukaryota; Metazoa; Arthropoda; Insecta; Hymenoptera; Apidae
Gene: PNPase
Product: polyribonucleotide nucleotidyltransferase 1, mitochondrial
Exons: 8
Coding region: 1-2355 (784 amino acids)
Biological process (GO): mitochondrial mRNA catabolic process; mitochondrial RNA 3'-end processing
Cellular component (GO): mitochondrion; cytosol
Molecular function (GO): 3'-5'-RNA exonuclease activity; RNA binding; polyribonucleotide nucleotidyltransferase activity
Source: RefSeq, a predicted model, not a curated record
AUGGUACUAUUCAGACGCAGUAGAUUAUUAAAUAAAAGGAAUUUAAUCUUUCUAUAUCCAAAGAGUUCCGAUAAAAAUGGAAAUACAUUUCACGUAAAAUUUGUAUCAAAUAAUGCUGCAGAAAGUGUAAACGUACAACUAUCUAAUGGGGUAACACUGACAUUAUCAACUGGGAAAUAUGCCCGGUUUACGAGUGGUAGUGUUAUUGCCUCAUUAGGCAAUACCUCAGUUAUGACCACUGUGGUUAGAACUGGUAAAUCACAGAACGAUUCUGGUGUUCCAUUAAUAGUAAAUUAUCGACAAAAAGCUGCUGCAAUGGGGCGUAUUCCAACGAAUUUUUUUCGUAGAGAAAUAGGCUACACAGAUCAAGAAAUUCUUACCAGUAGAGUAAUAGAUAGAUCUAUACGUCCUCUCUUUGAACCAGGAUAUUUUUAUGAAACACAAGUAAUAUGUAAUUUAUUAGCUGUCGAUGGAGUUAACGACCCAGAUGUGUUAGCUAUUAAUGCAGCAUCUGCAGCUUUAAGCAUUUCGGAUAUUCCAUGGAACGGACCUGUAGCAGCUGUAAGAGUGGGUCUUAUCGAUAAACAACAUGUAAUCAAUCCUACGAAACGCGAACUUCAACAAAGCAAAUUAAAUCUUAUUUUAUCAUGUACAUCUAAAAAUCUUGUAGUCAUGAUAGAAGGAUCGGCCAAUGAUAUUUUACAGCCACAACUUUUAAAAGGAAUAAAAGUAGGUGCUAAAGAAUGUAAUAAAAUUAUACAGUCUAUAAUGGAAUUAAAACAACGGAUUGGUAAACCGAAAUUAGAAAUUGUCCAAGACAACGAAUCAAAGAAUGAUAUAGAAGAGUUUGUGCGAAACUUUGCCGAACGUGAAUUACGUGAUAUUUUGACCUGUUAUACUCAUGACAAAGCUUCACGAGAUAAUGCUGUUGCUGAUGUUAAAAACAGAAUGAUAGAAAGUAUGACAAAUCAUGAUUCACAAUUUGUUUCAAAUGUAACAAAAGUUUUCUACGAGGUUUUGAAAAAAAUUUUCAGGUCUAUAAUAAUUGAAACAGGGAUAAGGUGCGACGGUCGUUUUUUGAAUGAAUUGAGGAAUAUAGAAUGUAAAGUUAAUUUGUUCUCUCCUCUUCAUGGGUCUUCCUUCUUUCAAAGAGGGCAAACUCAAGUUUUAUGCACAGUAACACUCGACAGUAUAGAAAGUUCUCUGAAACUAGAUGCUGUUUCAAUAUUAUCUAGUGGCGUGAAGGAGAAAAAUUUUUUUUUACAUUACGAAUUCCCUCCAUAUGCUACAAAUGAAACAGGUUCUCUUACCAAAGUUGAUCGUAGAGAAGUGGGUCACGGAGCGUUAGCAGAGAAAGGAUUGCGUGCAGUUGUACCAAAAGAUUACCCAUUUGCUAUAAGAUUGACAAGCGAAGUAUUAGAAUCAAACGGUUCUUCAUCUAUGGCCUCUGUUUGCGCUGGUAGUUUAGCAUUAAUGGAUGCAGGUGUGCCAAUAUCAGCCCCUGUUGCUGGUGUAGCUAUGGGAUUAAUAUCUGAUCCUGAUAAUACCGAUUUAGAUCCAGACGAUUAUAAAAUAUUAACAGAUAUUUCAGGUAUAGAGGAUCACUUUGGAGACAUGGAUUUUAAAAUAGCCGGUACAAAAAAAGGAUUUACCGCUUUCCAAGUUGACGUAAAAGUACCAGGUGUCCCUUUAACAGUGAUAAUGAAAUGUAUUCAAGAAGCAAAUUCGGCGAAAAGUCGAAUUAUUCAAAUCAUGAACGAAGUAAUAUCGUCUCCAACGGUAGAUAGAAAUGAAAAUAAACCUGUACUUGAUACUAUCGAAGUACCUCUGCAUCAAAGAGGAAAAUUUCUUGGAAUUGGAGGUGCAAAUUUGAAAAAAAUCUUAUACGAAACAGGAGUUAAUAUACGUUCGGAAAGUGAUACAGUGUUCUCCAUAUUUGCGCCUAAUCAAGACGCAAUGAACUACGCCAAAGAAAUAAUGAAUGAAACGCUGCAGAAAGAUGGGGAACCAGUAUUAGUAUUUGGUGAUAUUUAUACGGCUAAAAUAACCGAAAUCCGGGAAAAUGGGGUCAUGGUUACGUUGUAUCCUACAAUGAUGCCAACGCUAUUACCUAAUUCUCAAUUAGAUCAGCGUAAAAUACAUCACCCUAGUGUACUUGGAUUUGAAGUCGGAAAUGAAAUAAAAGUGAAAUAUUUUGGACGAGAUCCGGCGAAUGGACACCAUCGAUUAUCACGAAAAGUGUUGCAGGAUCCAGUUUCUUCUGCAAGAAAUUUCAACCUUACAAAAGAGACUCUGGAUGCACAUAAAGCACCGGUACACGGAUCCUCAGAAGACGAAAUUGACUUAUCAACGUAAGAUCGUCGAGGAAAAGACAGAGAAUUUGGAAGAGAAACCGAACAACGGUGGGGAUGUGAAG